Molecule: messenger RNA, 1125 nt
Organism: Morus notabilis
Lineage: Eukaryota; Viridiplantae; Streptophyta; Magnoliopsida; Rosales; Moraceae
Product: 40S ribosomal protein S3a
Exons: 7
Coding region: 111-899 (262 amino acids)
Biological process (GO): translation
Cellular component (GO): ribosome; cytosol
Molecular function (GO): structural constituent of ribosome
Source: RefSeq, a predicted model, not a curated record
GCUUAGCAACUGGCGCUAGGGUUUGUCUAUUAAGCUGCUUCAUUACAGUCACUGCCUCCACCUCUCCAACCCAAACCCUAACCCUAGCGCAUUCCUCUGUCUCUGCAAACAUGGCUGUCGGGAAGAACAAGAGGAUUUCGAAGGGUAAGAAGGGAGGGAAGAAGAAGGCCGCCGAUCCGUUUGCCAAGAAGGAUUGGUAUGACAUCAAGGCACCUUCUCUUUUCAACCAAAGACAAGUUGGCAAAACCCUUGUCACCAGAACUCAGGGAACCAAGAUUGCUUCCGAAGGACUCAAACAUAGAGUGUUUGAAGUUUCGCUGGCUGAUCUUCAAAAGGAUGAGGAUCAUGCUUACAGGAAGAUCCGUUUGAGAGCUGAGGAUGUGCAAGGGAAGAAUGUGCUAACAAACUUCUGGGGAAUGGACUUUACCACCGACAAGCUGAGGUCACUUGUGCGCAAGUGGCAGACACUGAUUGAGGCCCAUGUAGAUGUUAAGACUACUGACAACUACACCCUCAGGAUGUUCUGCAUUGCUUUCACAAGAAGACGUGCUAACCAAGUCAAGCGAACCUGCUAUGCCCAGUCCAGCCAGAUCCGCCAGAUUCGUCGCAAGAUGAGAGAAAUUAUGAUCAACCAGGCAACAUCCUGUGACCUGAAGGAUUUGGUUAACAAGUUCAUCCCUGAGAUGAUUGGUAGAGAGAUCGAAAAGGCAACAUCUAGCAUCUACCCGCUGCAGAAUGUUUUCAUUCGUAAAGUUAAAAUCCUUAAGGCUCCUAAAUUCGAUCUUGGCAAGUUGAUGGAGGUUCACGGUGACUACUCAGAGGAUGUUGGCGUGAAGGUCGACAGGCCAGCCGACGAAACAAUUGUUGAGGGUGAGGUCACCGAAGUUGUCGGGGCAUAAUGAAACAAGAGUCUCUUUGUUAUGAGCAGGGAAUAUUACCUCAGUUUUCAAUUUUGUGGAUUUUUAUUGAUGAGUAGAAUUUAUGUUGAUGAGAUUUUGCUCGUACUAGACUGAAUGCUGAAUGCAGAGCAUAUGUUGCGUAGAAAGUUUUAUUGGACAAGAUCGUGUACUAGCUGUGCGUUUUUGUUAAUUAUAGAUUCCAUUACAUGUUUGGUGUUGAGAAUAA